AGGUGACGGCCUUGGAAUCCGCGGGUGCUCCCUGAAGUCCCGAGAACGACUCGCUUCUACCACGCUCUCUCCCCUCGCCGCCGCCGCUGCCAUGUCGGCCUUCGUGCGGCGCCUCGGAGCCAUCCCGUGGCGGAACAUCGCGGGGGAGGCCUUCUCCCGCGCGUUGCUGGUGGCGCAGGCCUUCUGCGCCGUCCACGUCGUGGACCACCACCUCUGCUCGCUCGCCAUCGUGCGGGGCCCCAGCAUGCUGCCGGCGAUGAACCUGGCGGGCGACGUGGUGGCGGUGGACAAGGUGAGCGUGAGGCGCGGGCGGGUGGGGCCCGGGGACGUCGUGCUGAUGAUCUCCCCCGAGGACCCGCGCAAGGCGGUCGCCAAGCGCGUCGUCGGGAUGGGGGGCGACUCUGUCACCUACCUCGUCGACCCCGGGAACAGCGACGCCUCCAAGACCGUCGUGGUACCACAAGGUCAUGUUUGGGUGCAGGGAGAUAAUGUUUAUGCUUCUAGAGAUUCAAGGCAUUUUGGAGCUGUGCCUUAUGGUCUCAUUACAGGGAAGAUCUUUUGUCGGGUGUGGCCACUGGAGGGUUUUGGAUCGAUUGAUUCAAAUCAGUCCCCAUAAAGAGAAGAUGUGCCCAUACUGUAUUGAACAUGUCAAGAGUUUACUCUUCAAUUUGGAAGCGAGAUAUGUCAUGGCACAUUUUUGUAGUGAAGCAGUGCCUAUCUUGAUGCCCCCUCUUUUGAUUCAGUGUGUAGCAAUUUUAGUUCUCAGGCCUGAAACCCAAUCAGCAUAUGUUCUGUUACAAAUUCUUGGGCUACUGCCUGGGUUGUAACUUUAUGGACAGUGAUUUUGGUAGAGAACAGAACCAUGGAUACCUGAAUGAUUCAUGUAAGUUGAGGUGAGUUUGGAACAUGGCUGAACCCAAGUCAUUGAACAGAAUUAUGAACCUGUGCUUGCAGGAGAAUAGAUUGAUUUGUGCGUUAUUA
Molecule: messenger RNA, 981 nt
Organism: Setaria italica (foxtail millet)
Lineage: Eukaryota; Viridiplantae; Streptophyta; Magnoliopsida; Poales; Poaceae
Product: mitochondrial inner membrane protease subunit 1
Exons: 4
Coding region: 92-616 (174 amino acids)
Cellular component (GO): mitochondrial inner membrane peptidase complex; membrane
Molecular function (GO): serine-type endopeptidase activity
Source: RefSeq, a predicted model, not a curated record